AUGUUCUCUCCCUCAUCUCACCUCCUAUCGGUGACCUCAGGUCAUCUUUUUCCACCGGCGACCUUGACUCAUCUGUUUCCACCAGCGACCUCGGGCUCACCUCAGGUCACCGGAGACUACAAUGACUGCUCAACUUUACAAGCCCUGAGUACGAUUAAGGUAUAUUUUUGUUUACAUGGUCGGCCUUAUCUUUAUCUCGAUCCUUCUCAACAACAGUUGUCGACUUGCUCAGCCGACCGUUGUUCUCCACAUCUCCAACUUCUUGCCUUCCCAUGAUCAGAUGCUUAUGAACCCAUGCAAUUCACUUAUGUUUUGCUCUAUAUGUUGAACUUUCACCAGACAUAUGGGGACUCCUCAUUCCAGGAUUGUAAGAAACCACCAAGUCUAUGUUUUGAAAGCCCUUCUAGGCUUCUUAAUGGUGAAAGCUUGAAAGUCGAAUCAAUUGCUGAUUUUGAUCUCUUCUUUAAGAGGCUGUAUAGCUACUACUGUGAAAAAUGUCUAUGUUGCAUAAUCAUUAAGUGGAUUGUUGAACUUUUGAGUUUGGCUUUUACCAUAUGUUUUUUGGGUUUGUCCAUAGGCAGCAGAUGUAAUGGAAGUCUUUAUCCAUCUUGGAGAGCCUUGUCAUGUUUGUCAGCUUCUUGUGCAGAUAGUUCAACAUAUACAUCAAGAGUUGAUGUGAGAACUGGAUGUGAUCUAGAUGGGCUUAAACUUGUUGUGGAGGUCGGAGCCUCUAUUCCUGAGUGUGCUAAUGGGACAAGCAUUGUGAUACCCAUACCAGGAGCUGUGAGUGAUGAGGAUAUGGCUAUGACAGGAGCAGGUACACGUGUACAUGACCAAGAUACAUCCAAGCUUCCAUUUUUAUCUGAUUUUGAAGAACUGGAGGGCGAAUUGGAUUUUCUAACUCGUGUGGUUGUACUCACAUUCUAUCCUGCUGUGCCAGCCAGAACCCCUAUCACACUUGGUGAGGUACCGUACAUUGACAACUUUACUUCCCAUCAUCUCACUUUAUUUUUUCUGAGAGACCUUUUUACUUCUAAUAUGAGGUUAUGGGAACAUAUCAAUAAAAUCAAACAAGAUACUCAUACCGUUACCAUUACCAACCCUUUGCCCUCAUCUGAUGCAAACAACAAUUCCUUUUCUACUGAUGAUAAUUCACUAAAAUCCAAAAAUUCCAGUACCUCCUGGGUAAACCUGUUAUCGGGUGAUGACAUUAUAUCUGUUUCACAACCAAUGCGACAAACUACUUUACAUGAUCCAUUUCUCAACCCAUUUCAUGAUCAUGAUGAAGCAAGUGAGCCUCCUCCACGUAAGUCUGAAUUAGGAAGACCAAGUUCUGCCUCGAGACUCAUAACUUCAGAUUCAUCGAACCUUGGUGUAAUUAUGGAACCUUCAUUGGCUGAACUGUAUCACAACUUAAGAAAAGAUCUCGCUGAGUUAUUCCAAUAUAAAUUUUUUGAUACUUCUGUUUAUGGUAGUGGGUUUCCACGUGUAGCUGAUGAAAGACCAUCACCAUUGGUCCCUGGUAUAGCCAUGGAGUGCGACGGUCUCCAGCUAAUGGUGGCUUGGCUUCACAGGGUAGCGAUGGCUAAUGGCGGUGAGCAGAGAGGACUCGACGAUUGA
This is a messenger RNA of Lactuca saligna, 1620 nucleotides long. Lineage: Eukaryota; Viridiplantae; Streptophyta; Magnoliopsida; Asterales; Asteraceae. The record is from the annotation of a GenBank genome assembly.